CGCAGGCCCUGCCCCUUUAGGUAACACGUCGUUCGUCUGCUAGCAGAUAACCGAGUGUCCUGUCUUUGUUUACCCCUCUGCUCUCCCUUUCUUCAGGUAAAUAAGUGAUACAUUUAAAAAAAAACACACAAAAAAACUUCCUCACACUGCUGCAUUCUCUCAUUCGCAAGAAAGGAAGAAUUUUAGGAAGACGGCCUAAACAUAUUUACGAAAAGGAUUUUAAAAAAAACAACAACAAGCGUAUCGAUUGCCAAUGAUUUCGCGUAAUCUAAAUUAUCGGAAUCGAUAUUUAAUUUAGUGCUAUGCAAUGCUAAAAAUCGAUACACGAGGUUCGAUAAAGGCGAUUUUUGAGAAUCGAAUAUGUUUUUUUUUUUUUUAGUGAUUAGAAUGUUUUCAAACUAGGCCUGGAGUGGAACUGAUGUGUCCGACACGUUAUGGUGUCAGAAACUGAGACAGAUGUGCUGUUUGAGUGUGUCUCGUCUGUGGACCAAUAAGGCAAAGUUUUAAUGCAAGAGUAUUACAGCUGGCGUAUUAACAAGAAAACAGUGUUGUUAGAAAUGUGCAGAUAGUAAACAGUAGAUGUACUGACGAUGCAGUGCUUCUUGGACUAUUAAAACCUGUGAACUUUUCAUAUGAGAAGAAGGUCCUUCUAGGAGACAUUCUGACUGACGUCUUACAACACUAUGACAUUCAACCCCUAUCUUUACAGUCCAGGGGCGCCGGAUAUGUUCGCCAUGAACCCCGUCGCUGGACAGCAGCACUACCUGUCAGGGCUACCUCCUUUACUCCGGGAACACUACGGCAAGGAAUUCGCCAGCAGCCCUUCGGCACUGGCUACCCACGCAGCACUGCAGAAGCUUCAGCAUGCUCUCCCUUGCAGGUCGAGCAGCCUGGGCGUGUCCUACGAGCUGUUGGCGCAUCACCAAGCCGGCGUUCAGCCCCAGACGAGGGGAUUUGACACGCCGGAGGACGGGGUGAAAGACGACCCCAAGGUGGAGCUAGAAGCAAGGGACUUGUGGGAGAAGUUCCACGAGCUGGAAUCGGAGAUGGUCAUCACAAAGUCUGGAAGACGAAUGUUCCCACCUUUCAAGACCAAAGUCAGCGGACUGGACAAAAAGGCAAAGUACAUCCUGUUACUGGACAUUGUCAGUGUGGAUGACAACAGAUACAAGUUCCACAACGGAAAGUGGAUCAUCGCUGGCAAGGCGGACCCUGAGAUGCCCAAAAGGAUGUACAUCCACCCGGACUCUCCGUCCACUGGUGAACAAUGGAUGCAGAAGGUCAUCAGCUUUCACAAACUUAAGCUGACAAAUAAUAUCUCGGACAAACACGGAUUUACGAUCCUGAAUUCCAUGCACAAGUACCAGCCCAGACUUCACCUGGUCAGAGCAGACGACAUUCUUAAAAUCACUUACAGCCCCUUUCGAAGUUUCCUUUUCAAAGAGACUACAUUCAUCGCGGUGACAGCCUACCAGAAUGAGAAGAUCACACAACUGAAGAUUGACCACAAUCCGUUCGCUAAAGGUUUCAGAGACAGCGGUGGAGGGAAACGAGACAAAAAACGUACGACGGUUGGCUCAGCUUGCUCACGUGACUACAACGAAGGGAAUUCCAGGGAAGCUCGAACCAUUGCAGACGACAAACAACGUGCCACAGACAGGUCUCAAAAAAGAGAAGUGUCACGUGACAGGGCGGAGAGAAAAUCUUACAAUCAAUCUCAUUCAAAAUCACCGCAAGUGAAAUCAAUCACAGCGGAAGUGACAUGUUCCUCGGAACUUAUCAAAAAAGAUUUUCUUGGAAAAAAAUCGUUGUCUGAAAGUGACCAAUGGCCAUACAAAGUCCCGGCAGCAUAUUCCGAAAAUUCAGAAUUUUGGGAUUCGUCUACACGGGCAAGCAGAAAGCGACGCCAUAGUGAACAAUCUGAUGUGGGCCAUGAAAGUGACAACGAAGGGGUUCACGCCUCAUCUUCGCUUCGACCUGCGUCUCCCGACUCUUCAACAAGUAGAAGGCUACUUGUGACGCAAACAAAGUCAUCUUCUCUGGCCUCUUGUGUGACAUCCACAUCUGCUUCCAAAGCCUCACCACGAAAAGCGUCAUCACCGACCUCAAAGUCUGCCAUUUCCUUCCCCGUCAGUGCCAUGUUAAACUCUCCUACAGAUGUGUCCUCCAUGUCCAGCAUGGCAGCGCCGUUAUCUAAUUCUCUUCCAUUGUCUAGCCACAGGACCACCCAUGCUCUGUCCAGUCAUCAAUUCCAAGACUUGAAGUCUUCGCCAAGCCAGCUGGAGCUCGCGCAGCAUCUCUUGAAAAAUGCCAACUCCUGGAACCCAUUGGACACAUUUCAAGAGACCCAGGCCUUGCUGGCUGCUCAUCUUUCACUGCUAAGUGUCCAGUUUCUGAAGCACAGCAUGGGUGUCCACUUCGCCAACCCGUACGAGAGUUUUCCUCCGAUGUCGCAGUUCGCAUCUCUGCUGCAACACAACCAGCUAAGUCAGUACCUUGGCAAUAAUCAUUACCGCCAAAAGCACCAAUACCAUGAGUGUAACAGCCCCAACACUAACAACGGAAGCCGGCACGCGUCACCGUGUCCUUCUGAAAAAUUGUCGGAAGUGUCUGCCGAAGACCUUCCGAACCCGCCAAACUUUGAGCCUGUUCAGGUUCAAUCACUAGACGUAAGUAGUCAGUCUGGGUCAAGGUCAUCGUCAAGGUCAUCCACGGCUACUCCUUGAAUGCUAAUAUAUAUGCUAGACAUUUUUUUUUAUUAAUACGUAAAGUUAUCGGAAAACAUUGGAAAAGAUUAUUUGUCUUACUCUUUUCUUCUCUACUGCAAACUUUGUCUGCUAAUGUAAACACACUUCCGGUUUAUUUUGUAAUGACACGAAGAGCCUGAUCGUAUCUAGUCGACCUCCAUAAGUUGUUCGCUUGGUGUCCGUAGUUUGUCACCCCGACCCAACGGAGCAGUGUUUGACAUGCGUGCAGGUUACGGCCGUGUUGUCAUGGAAACACAUCAUAGAAUCGUAGCACCACAUUUUAAUACAUGAACACAUACGCACCUGUUAGUCCUGAAAGACAUGGCCCGCCUUGUGGUGUACUACAAGCUUCGAACUGUCUUCACUAUGGUCGUGGGUUCGAAUCCUGUUGGAUGUCAUCGCUUGCAGUCUUGCAGGAGGUUAGGGCCUGGAUGUAAACAUUGUUUGUGAUUGAACGUUCGAAACUUGUCGAACAUUCAAAAAUUUGUCACGACUUUAAAAGUUUGUUGAAAGUGUUCAAAUGUUUAAAACAAUAAGCUGUCAUUGAGAAAAUUUGUAAUUUUAAAGACGAUAUCUCAUGAAGAUUAAUGCCAGGAGAUAGUCGUACAGAUGGUAGAAACAAUUUGUAAACAUGUACGUCAUAAACAUUUUAUAGACAUUGGCUCUGUCAAACUUUUUGAAAAACUGAUCGAAGCCAAUACACAGUGGCGUAGCUAGAGUGUGGGAGGGGGUUGAAGAAUUCGAAAAUGCCCCCGGGCCUCCACUUGAGAGGGCCUCCUAACGAGUGUUUUUUUUUUUACAUUAAAUAUUACGCAAAAUGCAGGGGCCCCUAUAGAGAUCACCCCCCCCCCGGUCUCCAAAUAAUGUCGAAUUCCUCCUAGCUACGCCACUGCCCAUACAAUAACUGUACUCUUUAUGAUGUUCUUGGUUUAAGACUGUCUGUUCAAUUGUUCAUUCUCUUUUCGUUUGAUUAUCAGCACUACUGUGAGAGUAUGAGAGACGAUUAACAUUUCCAUCAUGUGCCCUUGUAGAUCGUAAGUUCUGAAAGAGUUGCGUUACUUACUUGUUCUAAAGUCUAUUUUUAGUUUGGCACACGUGAUCACUAGAAAACAUUUUUUUUUUCAUCUCGCAAUGUGGAUAUAUAUUUGAAUGUGGCAUUGCAAUGACAUAACAUUUGGAAUGUAUUAGAUCAUAAAAUAUUUUCAACAUAAUUAAUUUCACUAUUUUUGCUAUUGCCCAGGGCAGAUGAAAUGUACUACUUUUUACUCUACAUAAAAACAGUGUUUGUUGUGUCUCUGUUUCGUGUUUCAAAUAACUAUGUUUUUGCUCAUUUAAAUAAAAAGUUGACCAAU
Messenger RNA from Biomphalaria glabrata, 4099 nucleotides. RefSeq names its product T-box transcription factor TBX2-like. Bases 684 to 2726 code for a protein of 680 amino acids. Gene Ontology annotation, molecular function: RNA polymerase II cis-regulatory region sequence-specific DNA binding; DNA-binding transcription factor activity, RNA polymerase II-specific. The record is from RefSeq and is a predicted model, not a curated record. Gene Ontology annotation, cellular component: nucleus. Gene Ontology annotation, biological process: cell fate specification; regulation of transcription by RNA polymerase II; positive regulation of DNA-templated transcription. Lineage: Eukaryota; Metazoa; Mollusca; Gastropoda; Planorbidae. The transcript has 8 exons.